Propithecus coquereli (Coquerel's sifaka) is the source of this 237-nucleotide messenger RNA. RefSeq names its product small integral membrane protein 5 (gene SMIM5). The record is from RefSeq and is a predicted model, not a curated record. The transcript is spliced from 2 exons. NCBI's taxonomy places the organism in Eukaryota, Metazoa, Chordata, Mammalia, Primates, Indriidae. Bases 1 to 237 code for a protein of 78 amino acids.
AUGGCAGCCACCAACUUCGUGCAGGAGAUGCGCUCUGUGGGCGAGAGGCUGCUGCUCAAGCUACAGAGGCUGCCCCAGGCCGACCCUGUGGAGAUCGUGGCCUUCUCGGUCAUCCUCCUUUUCACAGCCACCGUUCUGAUGCUGCUGCUGAUAGCCUGCAGCUGCUGCUGCACUCACUGCUGCUGCCCCGAGCGGAGGGGCAGGAAGGUCCAAGUGCAGCCCAUGUCCCCAGCAUGA